AUGAAAUUCUCCGUGCUUGCAACUUCUUUCUUUUUAGGUGCAGCAGUAGCUGAGCUUCCGGAACUUGUCUACCAUGAAGAUGCGCUCGCGGUUAGUGCUUGUGAAGCAUUAAUCGCGAAGACUGCUACAUUAUAUGCAAAGAAAGAUAAAAAGGGAUUCUGUAACAUCGACAAUCAGCCUGCCUUGGGUACAAUGGCCCAUUGUAUAGUGCAAGGGUUUAAUGGCACUUCAUUAGAACAAAAAACCAUUACUUAUUUUAUUGAAAGCUGUUCAAAGUACAAGUUAACUGAAGCUGAAUUUGAAGCAUCUUAUAAGAAUGCAACUUCGUACUUGGUAGAUACCACAACUGAUUCAAGUUUUAAUAAAACCAACUUAUUCAGCUCCCCAGUUAAAUUGAAGACUAAAAAAAUUCAGGCUGCAUACUGGUCUGACUAUACAAGAUUUUUCAACUAUAACUGGUCCACUUGGUUCGGUACCGCCCUAGUCGCUUAUUGGUUUGCCGUGAUUAUUGCAGCGGGUAUCGUCAAUCUUCUGUACUUUUUGUUCCCUGGAUUUAUCAACUCCACAUUCAAUGGUACCAUUUCCAAGAGUUUCAGAAAGUACGUUUCUCUUCCUGCCUUAGUAUCUAAGAGCCACGCUAACCCUUUCAACUUCAAAUUCCUUACAUGGAUUAUUCCAACUAGAUUAGAAUCUAUUUUAAUUGCUGGUUGGUACGUGAUGGCACUUGCAUUUAGUAUUGCCCAUGUCUCUCAUACACCUAAUAACUUUGUUUGGGCAUCAGAGGAAGCUGAAAUGGGAAGAAAAGUUGCUGAUAGAACGGGAAUCAUUGCUAACUUCCUUUGUCCUGCUGUUAUUUUGUUUGCUGGUAGAAACAACUUUUUGCAGUGGAUCUCAGGUUGGACAUACUCUAGAAUGGUUAUUUUCCAUAAAUGGACAGCAAGAUGCUUGUUUCUCUUUGCAGCAGUUCAUGGUAUCUCAAUGACAUGUUCUGGUAUUGCAUUGGAUAAGUUUGAAAGUCGUAAUACCCAACCGUAUGUUAGAUGGGGUUAUGUUGCACUUAUUGCUAUGACUAUUAUGGUAAUCCAGUCAAUUUAUUUCUUCAGAUCCCGUAACUACGAAGUUUUCGUUGGUAUCCACAUCAUUCUUGCAGUCUUUGCCGUUUGUGGUGCUUGGAAACACACAGGAGAGCUCGGUUACCAACAUUUCUAUUAUGCUGCUGCUGCUGUUUGGGCGUUUGACAGAGCCAUGAGAUUGGCAAGAUUAUGUGUCUUUGGAGUUAGAACUGCAUCAGUCGAAUUGAAAGCAAAUGAGACAGUUAGAGUCACCAUUCCAAGGCCAAAAUACUGGAAGCCUUUCCCUGGUUGCCAUGCUUUCAUUCACUUUAUGAGACCUACAUGUUUCUGGCAAUCGCAUCCAUUUACCAUUGUUGAUUCUGUUGUAGAUGAGAAUGACAACCAUUCUAUCACCUUUUAUCUUAAGGUUAAAGGUGGUAUGACCCAUGGCUUGUACCAAUACUUAGCAAGACAACCUAAUCACACUGCGCAAAUCAAGGUCUCUGUUGAAGGUCCAUAUGGUAACAGAUUGCCAUUAGAUAGAUUUAAGAAUGCUAUCUUCUUUGCAGGAGGAAAUGGUAUUCCAGGUUUAUAUUCUGAAGCUGUUAGUUUGGCUAGAAGAGAAAGUGAUAAAUCCACUCAAAGAAUUAAACUUUACUGGGUUAUUCGUCAUUGGAAGUCUAUUGAAUGGUUCUAUGAAGAGUUAAAGAAGAUUGAGAAUACCAGAAUCGAGUCAGUUAUUUAUGUUACUCAACCUGGAUCCGGUUUAGCAAUGGAUGAGGUGCAUUCUUCUGAAGGUACUGGUUCAGAUGAUGAUGUUGAUAAGGACAACAACGAAAAGGAAUUUACAUUGGAGAAGGGAGGAAAGAUUUCUCUUGAUUUCAAGUCUGUUUCUAAUGUUGAAAAAUUGAAGCAAGACUUAUCAUUCAUUGAAUUCCGUGAAGGAAGACCUCAUAUCAAGGAACUUGUUCAACAAGAUAUUGCUGAAUCCGAAGGUUUGACUGGUAUCGUUACUUGUGCACAUGGUUCCAUGGUAGACUCUGUCAGAAGUUCAAUUAUUGAGAACAUUGACUCCUCAAAGGAUAGAAUUGAAUAUUUCGAACAGAUUCAAAAUUGGUAG
Messenger RNA from Dujonia railenensis, 2172 nucleotides. NCBI's taxonomy places the organism in Eukaryota, Fungi, Ascomycota, Pichiomycetes, Serinales, Debaryomycetaceae. The record is from the annotation of a GenBank genome assembly.